Molecule: messenger RNA, 3157 nt
Organism: Hyla sarda
Lineage: Eukaryota; Metazoa; Chordata; Amphibia; Anura; Hylidae
Gene: ACOT12
Product: acyl-CoA thioesterase 12
Exons: 15
Coding region: 16-1968 (650 amino acids)
Cellular component (GO): extracellular exosome
Molecular function (GO): lipid binding; acetyl-CoA hydrolase activity
Source: RefSeq, a predicted model, not a curated record
CUUUGUAUCAGAGACAUGAGGCACCUGCUGGAGAGAGUGCACUGCCAGUACCUGCUCCACAAGUGUCUGCAUCCUGCCACCCAUCCAUUAUUAGAUUCUAUGCCAGUCACCAGCCCACCCUGCCUGCUCCUGCCCUCACUCCUCCUACUCUCUGCACACUUGGCAUUGUAUCUCCUCACUGCUGGCAGAUCCAGGACUCGGCUCCCGCACCCCCGGCAGCUCCUGCAGAAGUUUGUGUCAGUGACCCGCAUGCUGCUCUCUGGAGACCCGGCUGAUGCAGCAGGAGACCCCCGGACAUCAGCCCUGACAUCUGGCUAUGAGAUGGGUGAAGUCCAGAUGUGCCACACAGUGUACCCCUGGCACUCCAACCACUGUGGGGAGCUGAGUGCUGGACAGCUCCUCACCUGGAUUGACACCACAGCCUGCCUGGCAGCGGAGAGACAUGCCGGUGUUGCCUGCGUUACAGCAUCUGUGGAUGAUAUACAAAUUGAAGCGACAGCUAGAAUUGGACAACAAAUUUGCAUUAGGGCAAAAGUGAAUAGAGCAUUCAACACAAGCAUGGAGGUUGGUAUCACAGUUGCGGUAGAAGAUCCAUUGACAAGUGUCCAGAAACAUGUUUGCACAGCAUUUUCCACAUACGUGGUCAGGCCUCUUGGAGCAAAAAAGGUUAAUCUAAAACCUGUGAGGCUUCAGUCUGCAGAGGAUCACUUGGAGUAUAGUCUGGCAGCUGAGAGGAGGCGUAUACGGCUUUAUCAUGAAGAUGCCUAUAACAAUCUGAUGGAAGAUGCCUCUGCCUAUUAUGAUGCAGAUUGGGAAAAUGACAAUAACAAGGUCUCUACAGACUGCACUCGUGUAGAAAGUAUAGAACUGGUUCUCCCACCCCAUGCAAACCAUCAGGGAAACACCUUUGGAGGGCAAAUCAUGGCCUGGAUGGAAACGGUAGCAAACAUCUCUGCCAGCCGUCUUUGUCGUACACAUGCAAUUCUGAAGUCUGUGGACAUGUUCAAGUUCAGAGGUCCAUCCACUGUAGGAGACAGACUGGUGUUUCGGGCGAUUGUGAAUAACACUUUUCAAAAAAGUGUGGAGGUUGGUGUCCGUGUGGAAGCCUAUAACUGUGAGGAAUGGACUGAAGGCAAGCCGCGCCAUAUUAAUAGUGCUUUCCUGAUUUACCAAGCCCUUGAUGCCAAUAAAGAGUAUAUAUUGUUCCCCAGAGUCAAAGCCUCUACUAAGGACAGUAUCCGAAGGUUUCGUGGAGCCAUUGCACGAAGGAAAAUACGCGUAGCAAGAAAAUACAUCCUGACCAACAAGCCAGAAAAACCUAUCUCCAUUCCUUGGGACAAAUGCAACCAGGCCUAUCUCAGUUACAAUAAUGUUGCUACACUGACUGUCCUGGCCUCCAGUGAUGGAUGGGAAUUGACCAGCACAAAGAAAAAUAUCAGGGUAUUAACACAUGAAGAAAAUGACAUUUUGACAAUAAAAAUUGAGAUGCAAGUGAAGAUUCAAGCCAGCCAAGCUUACCUGUUGCUAUCUGACCUUGGGCUGCGACCACGUUGGGAUGUGCAUUACUUAAGCUGCCAGAUUGUUGAAUCUGCUGGUGAUGAUGAUAAAAUAUUCUAUGUAACCUGCCCACCUGUAAAGCAAAGCAAGACCAGAGAUUUGGUGAUGCUAAUGUCUCGGCGGUAUCCCAGUAAGAAUGGAGAUCCUUAUGUGAUUGCAAUGAGAUCAGUGACAUUGUCAUCCUGCCCGCCAUCAGUACAGUACCUGAGAAGUGAGGUGCAGUGUGCAGGGUUCCUAAUAUACAGUCAGAGCAAAGAUGAAUGCCAGGUGACCUAUGUGAACCAGCUGACCUCUGGCAUAAUGCCGUACAUUGAAGAGAAUCUCACUGGCUGGUCUAAUUCCAUACACGAGACUGCAUCCUCUUGUAUACAUUUUUUAGAGACUGCCAAGGUGUGCACCACACUGUUGUAGAGAUCUUCUCUACCUUGAUCUUGAACAAGAAAUUUCUCAGUAUUGUAGACUUGUAAAUGAACUUUUGAAGUAUGAAAGAAGCAAUCUGAAUACACAUCCAAGCGUAUUAUCCUCCAUAUUUUCUUUAUCCUAAGAACCUCCACAUUUGACACCUACUACACCUAGAUCUAGAGGUUUGCACUAUUGUUUCCACCAUUAAAGGGGUUCUCCACUGGCCAGUGUUUGGCAGUAAAUGUUCCCAACGCUGUUUUCGUGCUGCGGGGGUCAGCCACGCCCCUUGUGUCAUCAAGGCCAUGUCCCUCAAUGCAAGUCUAUGGGAGGGGCGUGACGGUAGUACUUCCAAAUGCUAGACAGUGGAGUACUGUGCACUGCACUAGUUUUCUUCCUUUCCUUGCACUUCUGAUCACCCACCGCUCUACUGCUGAUCAUUCUCCCCUGUAAAAUUAAUGAACAAAGAUGUGGGGCUUUUAAGGGGAUUCUGAAUUUUUUAUUUUUAAAUCAAUGGCCUGCUCUGUCAUAAAUAUCCGAUUGGUGGGGGUCUGAUACCCCUGGAGAUCAGCUGUUUAACAAAACUGGCAAAGAGACAAUGCACAGAGCUGUCUUAGCUCAACUCCCAUUCACUUUCAUGUGAACUAAGCUGCUGUACCCCAGCACAGACACUACACGAUGUAUGGUGCAAUCUGCUUCUGCCUUUUUACUGUAUACGCCCAAGGCUCUGCCAAACAGGGAUGCCAGAUGUCAGACCCCCACCAGUCCUAUAUUGAUAUUUACGUAGCCGUGGGGCAGGCUAUCAAUAAAGUCAGAAAAAUUCCUGUAAAGGCUCCACCUAUUUGUUUCCAAAAUGCAGGUGACAUUUCCUACCCAAACAUUAAAUGAACUCACAGACACAUACAUAAUUUAAACCUUAUGACAAUCACCCAUUACUAUUCCGUACAAUUAGUUUCUAAAGAAGUUUUAAAAUUGCAAAAGAAUGUGACAUAAUACAGAUGUGAAUUUUAGAAUUGUAACUGGCAUUGCUGUAGACUAGAUCUGGCUGCUGUAUAUAUGAGCAUACUUUGCUGCCUUCAGUACAGACUAUGUAGAACAUUAGGCAUUUUGUACAGCUAUGAUCACUCCUACUUAUGCUCUAUAUAGUCUUAGUUUUGUAAAAAAAAAUAUAAUAUGCAAUUAAAAAUCUUUCUAUACCUUU